AUGCCUGGUGUAAUCACUCGUAAGACGCGGACUCCGCGCAGUGUGCUGGCUUCGUCCGGCGCACUUACCAAAACUGUCACGGGUAGCUUCACCAAGCCCUCGAAGGCGCAAAGUCUUGGGAAGGAGAAGCUGGCCGUCGAACCUUUUGCUACGAUCAGCACCAACAUUGAGAUCGUCCUCCCAACCAGGAAGAGGAAGGUCCAAGUCGAAGACGAGAGCAUCAAGGCUACGCCCAAGAAGCUGCGCCAUCGCGAGCCCGAAGCCCGCGCCGUCGCGCCUGCAACGCCCGACUCGAGGAAGAAGAAGAGCGUCCGGUUCCAGGAAGAACAGACCCCCAGCAGAGCCAGCCGGGCACUCCCGCCCGCACCACCAGUAACCCCUUCCUCCUCUGGCCGCAAGCGCGCGUUCGACGCGGAUGAGACCAGCCAGACCGAAGAGCUCCUCGGGCGCCUCAACAUCCAAUCCACUCCCGUCAAGCGGAGCAAGACCACCGUCCACCUGCGCGCACCUCCCAACGAGUUCGAUCUGCCCGGUGAGCUCCUCGACUUGCUCGACCUGCACGCGGCGUUCCUCAAGACCCUCAGCACCCAGCCCGAUACCACCUCGCCCAUCGACCUGAACGACCUCUACUCAGAUAUCACGCGCUCCUGGGGCAAGCGCCAUGUGUCGCUCAUCGAUAUCCAGCGGUGCGUCGGUGUGCUCGCCUGGACACCCAACAACUCCCAUGGCGGCAAGAAGAACAAGAAGGCGGCGAUGCCUACGGCGGUGACGGUGCCCUACUUCCUGUCAGACUAUGGCCGCGACAAAUUUUGCAUCGAGUUCUACCCUUCGUCAUCCGGCGUCGGCCGUCAGCCUCUGCACGACCUGAGCAUUAAGAUGCACUUCGAGGCCAACCUGCGUGCGCUCUGGCUCGCCCGGCACAACAACGCGCCCGAGACCGUGUUCAUCAACACACUCCCCAAGGCCUCACUCAAGCCAUGCGCGGCCCUGUCCGCAGCUGCCCUGGCGCCCAAAGCGACCACCCAAACCAGCAUCCUCGCCACCUUCAAGCAGAGCGUCGCCGACAAGCGCCAGCAGGACCGUGAAGCCAAGGAGGCUGCCGUUCAACAGAAACAGGCGCUGGUCUCUCCCGUCACGGGCACCAAGCUCUCCCUCCUCGACCGCAUCCGCCUCAAGGAAUCUCUUGCUUCGUCCUCCUCUUCCCAAGGCCCUACCCCAGCUGAAAUCCAACGCCGCUCUGCCCUGCAUCGCGCGUCUGACGUCGCGGCUGUUGUUGCCAUGCUGUGCAAGGCUACUGUCGGCCCCGGUGGUGCUUUGCCCGGUCGUCGUGUUCCCUUUGCUGUAACGGCGCUGGUGAACCGACUGCGCGACUCGAUGCGCACGCCGAUUGCCACGGAGGAUGGCGUGGCCUGUAUCAGGCUGCUGGCAACUGAGAUUGCCCCGGAGUGGCUCAAGAUCGCGAAGGUCGGCGGACGGGAGAAUGUGGUGUGCUUGAUGGGGAUGGAGUUGACGAAGGCGGAGGUAGAGAGGAGAGUGGCGGGCCUGUUGGCCUAG
Messenger RNA from Dichotomopilus funicola, 1554 nucleotides. RefSeq lists its product as uncharacterized. Lineage: Eukaryota; Fungi; Ascomycota; Sordariomycetes; Sordariales; Chaetomiaceae. Bases 1 to 1554 code for a protein of 517 amino acids. The record is from RefSeq and is a predicted model, not a curated record. The transcript has a single exon.